GAAAGGCAUACUUACGAGGGAGGAUGCACUGUUGGCUGCUGACCUGGGAGUACAAGGGAUCAUUGUCUCGAAUCACGGAGGACGUCAAUUGGAUUGCGCUCCGGCCACUAUCGAAGUGCUGCCGGAAGUGUGUGAAGCCGUGGGGAGUCGCCUCAUUGUUAUGACGGAUGGUGGAAUCACCCAAGGCACGGAUGUGUUCAAGGCACUUGCGUUAGGGGCAAAAAUGGUGUUUGUUGGCCGAGCUGCUAUAUGGGGAUUGGCUGUGAACGGUCAAAACGGCGUAGAAAAUGUACUGGAGCUUCUUAAACUAGAGCUCGAUUCUGUGAUGGCUAUGGCAGGCUGCAAAACUAUCAAACAGAUCAGCGAAAAUCAUGUUCGCUUCGAAUGGGAAUACUUGAGUCCUCGAUCGCGGUUGGCUGGAAGAAUCAACAUCAAUCAGAAGGGCUUUAACAAUCCAGUUGAUGACGAUGGCGAUGAUGAUGAGGCUGGGCUAGCUGUUGAAACUGUGAAGGUUGUACCACCGGUACCAGAAAAAAUAGUUCUUAUUCCAACAGGAGAGGAUGGUUUAUCGAAGGAUCCUCGGGGUGAAGACGGAGUGGAUGAGUGCGGAAAGGAUAGCAAUAAGUGUAAAACAGUGAAGAGUGAGAUUGAAAUUGUAAGAGCUCCUCAGCGGAUUACUAGAGAAGUGCGAGUUGUUCCCGAAUUGGCAAAAGUAUUUCAACGCAACGCUAAUAUAGGCUCGAACAGCCGACAAUUUAAAGUUCGUCACAGUAGACAUAGAGCCGCGUCCAUGCAUAAUUUAGUCAGUAUUAAUAAGCCCGUUGAGAAUUGUCGAUGUAUAUUGUAG
Messenger RNA from Topomyia yanbarensis, 847 nucleotides. RefSeq lists its product as uncharacterized. Gene Ontology annotation, molecular function: oxidoreductase activity. Lineage: Eukaryota; Metazoa; Arthropoda; Insecta; Diptera; Culicidae. Bases 161 to 847 code for a protein of 228 amino acids. The record is from RefSeq and is a predicted model, not a curated record. The transcript has 2 exons.